Agrilus planipennis (emerald ash borer) is the source of this 1367-nucleotide messenger RNA. RefSeq lists its product as uncharacterized. The transcript is spliced from 4 exons. The record is from RefSeq and is a predicted model, not a curated record. Gene Ontology annotation, molecular function: chitin binding. The coding region runs from base 297 to 878 and encodes 193 amino acids. NCBI's taxonomy places the organism in Eukaryota, Metazoa, Arthropoda, Insecta, Coleoptera, Buprestidae. Gene Ontology annotation, cellular component: extracellular region.
UGGAUAGUAUAAUGUAACUGUACAACUCUUCGAAUUGCUGCAACAGUUAGCAAGCGGGCAAUUAAAUUGAAAUAGAUGAGUUUUCAUCUUCACGCUAGCAACGGUGAUCACCUUGAUUUAUUACGUCACAAGCGAUCUCAUCUCUUUCACGAGAGCACAGCCAGAAGACACCAGCAGCCGAAGGUUUGUGUGGUAACCAACCGUGGUACCACGCGACAAGAAUAAGCGAAAUCCAGUUACCUUACUUGCUUUUACCCAGAUUGUAGCUUGCAGUUAGUUUUGCAAUUGUUUUUAGCAUGUACAGUUGUUAUUCUUUACGAGCAAUAGUGACCGUGGCAAUAUUAAUUGACGUAUGUCUAUCAACUGAUUCCGAUGCAAGAGUAAGAAAAAAGGAGACGAAAUUCCCUCCUCCACAGGACGACAAUUAUGACUAUUCAGAUGAAAGAAACAAUCAGCUAACGAAUAUUGACACGCCAGUAGGAUUUUUGAGUCCAUCCGUGCAAGAAUAUUUAGAACUUGGAAAGGCAAUCCCAGGUCGGCCAGGAACUGAUUAUCCGGUACUAGGAACGAUUCCAUAUACGAACUUUUACUGCGAUAAUCAGCCGUUUCCGGGAUUCUUCGCCGAUCCGGAAACGCGGUGUCAAAGCUGGCAUUAUUGCGACAUAGACGGUCGACAAACGACCUUUCUAUGUCCAAAUGGGACCCAAUUUAACCAGUUUGUGUUUUCAUGCGAUUGGUGGUUCAACGUCAGAUGCGAACUGAGCAAAAAAUUGUAUCUAAUCAACGCAAGAUUAUAUGGAAGGCCUAAAGUGGAUCCAGCUCAACCUCAUCGUUCAAUUACAAGAGAAUUACUGGAAAAUAUAUUCAAUGAUGAGUAAGUUUAUGAAAAAUUUACUUAAAACCCAGUGCCACAUAAAUAUUGUUAAUUCAUUAUCAAUCGCUCUUUGUUACUAGAACAUAAAGUUUAUUGUAACUGUACGAUCUUAUUAUUAUGUAUUUCGUAAAUUAUAAAAAUAAAGCUUGACAGUGAAGUCUGCUAACGAAGAACGCCAAAAUAAGUACUUAAUAAAGCUCAUUUAAUAAUAAAACAAUUAAGGAAGAUAAUAUCCAAAGUCACGCAUAUGUUUUCCUGAAAAAAAAUCGGUUCAUCUACAUGAUUCUCUUACAACUCUUAAGUUACCACCAUUUCAAAAGAAAAUCCCAAUAUCUUUAUUUACCGUAUUUUCUCGUAUAAUAAUUAUAAGUAUGCAUACACAAUGUUAAGAUAUAAACCAUGUAUAUGUAUUUAUAACCUUAAGUUCCUAAUUUUAGAUCACCACCUGUAUAUUAACUGUUUUUAAAAUGUAAAAUAAAGUAAUAUGUUAGUA